Messenger RNA from Funneliformis caledonium, 133 nucleotides. Lineage: Eukaryota; Fungi; Glomeromycota; Glomeromycetes; Glomerales; Glomeraceae. The record is from the annotation of a GenBank genome assembly.
UUUAUUUAAAAAUAAGAAUAAUGACGGUCACAAUACAGAAUUUCCAGAAGAAUGGCGAGAAUUUCCACGAAUGAUCGUUUUGGAACAAGUGAUAAUAAGAAGUGUCGCAAUCCAUGUACCCGGAUUUUAUUGA